UCUUACGCAAAACUUAAGACUCUCACUGCUGCUUUGAAUAAUAAAAUUAAUCAGCACAAGAUUUGUCAUCGAAUAAUUUUGCUGAGUUGGCUUGCGCGUCGUGCCGUCAGUGUGCCGUAACGUGGCGGCGCUGCGCUCGUCUGUCGCAGGAGUGGCUCCAAUUGUCAUUGUUCAUACUUGAUGUAGUUUUCUGUGAUAAGAAUUACUGUGAAAUUAUAGUUUAGCGAAUUAAUUAAAACAAUCACGAUGUCCGCGUCGGGUGAAUUUGGCAAUCCAUUACGCAAAUUCAAGCUCGUAUUCCUCGGGGAACAGAGCGUGGGGAAGACAUCGCUCAUCACUAGGUUCAUGUACGAUAGCUUUGACAACACUUAUCAGGCGACGAUCGGCAUAGACUUCCUUUCGAAGACUAUGUACCUGGAGGACCGCACGGUGCGGCUGCAGCUGUGGGACACCGCCGGGCAGGAGCGGUUCCGUUCGCUCAUACCUUCGUACAUCAGGGACUCCACCGUCGCCGUCGUAGUCUACGACAUCACCAAUGCGAACUCGUUCCACCAGACGUCGAAGUGGAUCGACGACGUUCGCACCGAGCGCGGCUCGGACGUGAUCAUCAUGUUGGUGGGCAACAAGACGGACCUGUCGGACAAGCGGCAGGUGUCCACCGAGGAGGGCGACAGGAAGGCGAAGGAGCUCAACGUGAUGUUCAUAGAGACCAGCGCCAAGGCGGGAUAUAACGUCAAACAGUUAUUCAGGCGGGUCGCAGCGGCCCUGCCCGGUAUGGACUCCGCCGAGAACAAGCCGCCGGAAGACAUGCACGAGGUGAUCCUGCGGCAGGCGCCCGGCGACAGCAAGGAGCCGGACGGCGGCUGCGCGUGCUAGAGCCGGACUCCGCCGGACACCGCCGGACUCCGCCGGACACCGUCAGUCUCCGCCAGACACCGUCGGACACCGUCAGACACCGCCGGACACCACACCGGACUCUUGUGGCGGACAAUGACGACAGCCGAACCAUACCAUUGCUUAUCGACCACUGCGCUAAAUACACCGUGUAUUGGAAUUUAUUACUGUCAUAUUACGCCCAGGUAUCAGUCAAUGAUGUAUUAAUUAAAGGGUCUACGAUGAGACAGCACUUUCUCUAAACAUGAUAUGAAUGUAAAAAUAUAUAAUUCAAACAUUAAAAAGACAAAAUUGAGAUUGAUUAUGCCGAGCGCGCGGCGUCGGACACCCAAGAGAUGGACAGAUGACCUCAUAAAAGUAGCAGGAGGUCGCUGGAUGCGGGCCCAUUCCAAUAGGUCUAUCUGGAAUUUUUUGGAGGAGGCCCGUGGUCAGCAGUGGAUGUCCUGCGACUGAUGAUGAUGCUCAGUGCGAGGCUAGUGUUUGAUGUAAAAUAUUUUCGUCAAAUGUGUUACAGUAAGGUAUGUUUCAUUGACCAUGUCCAGUGACAUCAUUGAUUGAUGCAGUGUGUACUGAGCCCUAAGCCUCGACAGUACAUUGUUGCCGAUCUGGUUCGUGCUACCACUGUAGAUAUUAGAUAAGGACGUGGUUAUUUGUAUUCCAUGUAAUUAUGCUUCUAUCGUUUAAAAAAUAGGUUGAGUUUUGAAUUAAAAAAAAAUAUACAAAGAAGUCAGGGAGUAUCAGUACAUUAACUCCAUUGUUUCAGAACGAAAUCUUGCUUUAAAAUAAUAUGUAUAGCCGUAAAAGUAAGAAGUGUAGUGCGUAUAUUAUAUUCGAAUACAAAUAGUAACGUGAAUCGAGCAGUGAGCACGACAUUUAAAACAAAUGUAUUGUCGACGUGUAAGAGUUGGUUAGCUGUGAGAUUAAUGAGCAUUUUAAUACAUAGGCAGCACGAUUUCCUUAUAAUACUUUGGUAUAAGUUUUGCACUAUAUUCACCUAUAAAGCCCUAUAUAAAAAUAUAUAUAAUAAAAAACGUGAUGUUAAUACGAUAUCUACCAUGUAUAGCUUGUUUUGUUUAAUUCUAGGCAGGUUUUAUCUUUAAGUUAUUAUAAGACUGAAUCUGCUUGGGCAAUAAUAUUCUAUCAUUGAACGGUGACGCGGUGAGAUGCAGACCGUAUACAAGCUUCAACAAAAUAUUUAUUUGAAUACAAUAAUUCGCAAGGCCUAAAAUUGUUUCAGAAACAAACACAGGUGAUUUUAAAUGCCGAUCCAAUUUGACCGUUGUAAUAUAAAUGUUAAUAGCACUAGGCUAGCGUCUCUUUCGGUCUGCACACAUCUCUAAAUCUGCCAUAUGGCUAAGUUCUUAAAACUAAAAUUAUGUUAUAGAUUUACCAUUAGGUACAUAUAUGUUUUAUGAUAGGCGAUCUUGUGAGAAAUGCUCUGUACUUGUAUAUAGUACGCGGGACGGUACGUUUAAUCCCGAUACAGUAAGAAUAAAAGCCAGUAGCGAAGUUCCAGUGGGAUAUUAACUGAUACCAAUGCUAUUGUGAAAAAUAUAUCGAUGCAUAUUUUGGUAGUAAUCAUUGCAUGGCAGUGGCUUGAAAAUCUUUGUUUAUAAAAUUUACUGGUGGUCUCAUAUGUGAGACUCCGCCUGGGUAGCCACCAAUGCAAUGUCUAUUUCUGCUGCCGAGCAGUGUGUAGUCACUAUUGUUUUCCGGUUUGAAGGACAAAGUCUAUAUACCGAUUCCUGCAGGCUUUCGUUUAUGUAGAAUGUAAUUACCAAUAGAAAGAUUUGCCGUCUACAUUCAUGUAUAUUACCUUUAUAUUGUCUCAGGAUCCCUUUCGGAAAACUUCACCUUGCUACUGUUGUAUGGAAAGUUGAUGUAAGGAAUAUAUGGCACUCUCAAUAAAAUACCUAUUUCAAAAUUGAUAAUUAUUUGUGGCUGUCGUCGGAAAACAAAUUUUUGUUUGCUACCUAUUUUUUGAAGUUGCUAUAAAAUUGAGCUUAUUAAAGGUAGGUAAUAAAUGAAAUGCAUGAAAAAAAAGGGAAAAAAAUAAAAGGCCGCAAAUUGAAAUUAGUUGUAUGACGAUUUCGACAAAUUAGCAAUUUUGAAAUGGGUCAUUAUUUUAUUAAGAGUGCGAUAUACUUAUCGAUAUUAAUAUAACUAUCGAUACUUGUGCCUACUGGCUAUUUAAUUCAAUUGGUAUUUAAAGUUUCUUAUAUAUUUACAGUUUAUAUACUUUUAUAUAACGAUACAAGAUUUGAGAGAAAUCGAUUACAUAAAUAAAAUCUAUAUGAAAUAUAUAUCGAAGUCCCGCGGUCACUCUAAAUUAGUAUUAUUUAUUUACUUAGCAUAAGAAUGAAAACUUAUGAUUUCGAAAACAUGUUAGUGAGAUUUCACUGUUAGCUUACGACUAAUUUUAUAUAAGUAUUGUGGCACAGUUCUAUUUAAUAAUAGCAUUCCAACCAGUUUCAUUAAUGAUAAAAGUAAAUGUACGGUGAGUAUGGCGUGGAUUAUCUGCAGUCUCGCACAUAAUGAAAUGUGUGAUGAUACAAUGAUAAGCCUCUUAAGCAUUGACGUAUAUUCUAUAGACACGAACGUCCACAUAAACUAUUUGUCCAAAAUCUGAAUUAAAACGGCAACCAAAACGCCACUGUUAUAACCUAUUUAUUGAACAACAAAUAAUUUUACUUAUUUGAUAAAUAUUUUUUAUUUACAUCCAGGUUUACACUUUGAUAUAGUUCGUAUAUUAUGAACGCCACUCAAUACAUAACCACAUGUUGUGAAUGCUGAAAUCAUAUUAAAGUGAGGUGUCCAGAUUGCAGUACAGUUGAGUCUAACACAAUGAGUAUAUGGAACGCGAGAUUUAGUACGUAGUACAUAUAUAUCGAUGCCCUUAAAUAUUAUUUUGUCACUUUUCAGAAAUGCAUUAAAUAUUGGACCUAUGGACGGUCCACGUCAUAUCCAUACGUCAACGACUUACAGCGAGAGCAAUAUAGAUGUUAUAAUUAAUAUUAUUUGCUAUAAAUAUACUUUAAUGCUUAUUUUGUAAAUUAAAUUAUUUUUGCAUAUUUAAUGGAAUUAUUUUCUGUCAUAGACAUAAUACAGAUAAGGCUUUGGAAAAUAUUUGGCAAGCAUUAGACACAGUCAUAAUUACUUAAGACUUAGUAAUUACUUUUAUUUUUAGUAAUAAUUUAUUUUGGCUUACUUUUGAAAACUGUUGCCUAAUUAACUUAUUACUUUAAUGAAAUUCAGAUAAUUAUUAAAUGUAGGUACAUUAUAAUUUAAAUGAAAUGAUCUUUAUUUUCCGGGGCUAUAUUCAGCUAAAAACACGAAUUUUGGUUGAACUACGUAACAUUUUGUUUCGUAUCAAACUGAAGUUUUAUAGCUUCAAAACACUUUGUACAGUUAAUAUUUUUUAUAUUACGUAUUGAUUUUAUAUUUAUUUAAUGAUUAAUUAUAAUUGUUGGCAAAUAAAAGUGUGUCAUAUUCUGAAAUUAUUAUAAUUGAAUAUUAUAUGACCGAUACGUGAUAUAAAAAUGUCAAUUCACAAUUCAACACUGCAAAUGUAAUGUUAACUGCAUAUUACAUGUAAAUAUUUCUAUAUCACGCUGAAUUUAAAUAAAUUUUAUAAAUAACUA
Manduca sexta (tobacco hornworm) is the source of this 4535-nucleotide messenger RNA. It is a transcript of the gene Rab6, whose product is annotated as ras-related protein Rab6. The record is from RefSeq and is a predicted model, not a curated record. Lineage: Eukaryota; Metazoa; Arthropoda; Insecta; Lepidoptera; Sphingidae. The transcript has 6 exons. The coding region runs from base 247 to 876 and encodes 209 amino acids. Gene Ontology annotation, molecular function: GTP binding; GTPase activity.